CUGCACCCGGUAUUAUCCAUCUGUGGGUGGGUCGUGUUUUGUCAUAAGGUGGGCAUCCUUGGCUAUCCCAGAAUUCCGUUUUUCCCGGUGUAGAGUGUAGCAAGCUAUUUUGGCUACUGCAGGCAGUGGCAGGAUGACAUAGGGGAGACUUUACCGGUCUGCAGCUAAAGCUUGGAGGAACUGCACCUCAGACCAGAGAUUUUGGAGGACACAGGAUACCCGGGUGAAUCGCCAUGACGACAGAACCAAAUUCAGAGUCUAGCGCGGACCAGCAGGAGGCCAGUGCGGCUCCACAACUGGAGGCGGACUCUUUUCCCCCGGCUGCCGCCCACAGCACGCCUGUCAGAAAAGAGCAGAACGGCGACGAGAGAGCGGAGGGAGACGUGGUCCCACAGGGGAAUCAGCUGGAGCCAUCGCAGGCGGAGGAGGACAGGACCUCGUACAGGUCAUCCACCAGUAAGCUGUCCAGGUCUCCCGGUGGAGGACGGAGUGUCCGCAGCUCCAGGAACAUGCAGUGCAAGGUCACCCUGCUCGAUGGCUCCGUCUACACCUGCGUGGUGGAGAAACGGGAGAGAGGCCAUGUGUUAUUUGACAAAGUGUGUGAGCAGCUUAACCUCCUGGAAAAGGACUACUUUGGCAUCACAUUCCGGGACAUCGAAAACCAAAAGAACUGGUUAGACCAAUCCAAGGAGAUGAAGAAACAGAUCAGAGGAGCCGCCUGGAAUUUUUCAUUCAAUGUGAAGUUCUACCCUCCAGACCCUGCCCAGCUGUCUGAGGAUAUUACAAGAUAUUACCUGUGCCUCCAGUUGAGGGAUGACGUGGUGUCUGGGCGUCUGCCAUGCUCUUUCGCCACCCACACGGUGCUGGGAUCCUACACGGUUCAAUCAGAGUUGGGGGACUACGAUCUCGAGGAGUCUGGGACGGACUACGUCAGCGAGUUCCGCUUCGCCCCCAACCAGACCAAGGAGCUGGAGGAGAAGGUCAUGGACCUGCACAAAAACUACAAAGGAAUGACGCCAGCUGACGCUGAGAUGCACUUCCUGGAAAACGUGAAGAAGCUUUCCAUGUACGGAGUUGACCUGCACCAUGCCAAGUUGGUAGGAAGCCUGUUUGAGUGCUUGUCUCCAGCUAAGGGCGAGGAUUCUGAGGGUGUUGAGAUCAUGUUGGGCGUGUGCUCUAGCGGUCUUCUGAUCUACCGUGACCGCCUGCGCAUCAACAGGUUCGCCUGGCCCAAGGUCCUCAAGAUCUCCUAUAAAAGGAAUAAUUUCUACAUCAAAAUACGCCCCGGAGAGUUUGAGCAGUUUGAAAGCACCAUCGGGUUCAAGCUCCCCAACCAUAGGGCGGCCAAGAGACUAUGGAAAGUCUGCGUGGAGCACCACACCUUUUUCAGGUUGGUGUCUCCAGAAACUCCCCCCAAGAAGUUCCUAAACCUGGGCUCUAAGUUCCGAUACAGCGGGAGAACCCAGGCCCAGACGCGACGAGCCAGCUCCCAGAUCGUCCGUCCGGCACCCCGCUUCGAGCGCUCCACCAGCAAGCGCUACAUCAUGUCGCGCAGCCUGGACGGAGCUUCGCAGAGUACACCCAAAAGGAUUUCACCCAAAAGGAGUUCACCCAAAAGGAGUUCACCCAAAAGGAGUUCACCCAAUAGGAGUUCACCCAAUAGGAGUUCACCCAAUAGAAGUUCACCCAAUAGAAGUUCACCCAAUAGGAGUUCACCCAAUAGGAGUUCACCCAAUAGGAGAUCACCCAAUAGGAGUUCACCCAAAAGGAGUUCACCCAAAAGGAAUACCCCCCAGUCUGUAUCCCCGAGAAUUGAACCACCUGCUAGUUUUAACGGCGCUAAACCAACAGAGAUGGGCUCGGACCUAUACGGAAGGGCGAAGGGCAUCGCCAUGAGCGACCUCAUCACCACCGUGACACCGGAGAAAAAGGUGGAGGAGAGGAAGGCGGAGGAAGAGGUGGAAGUGGAGGUGGAAGUAGAGGUGGAAGUAGAGGUGGAGGAGGUGGAGGAGGUGGAGGAGGAGGAUGAGACCACGAAAGCCACCGAGAUCUCUCUACCAAGUCCAACCUCUCCCAUUCGACACGACACCAAGACUGAACUGACUGACACUGGUGUCGAUGGUGAACUGACAGCCACGGAGUCGGACCAGGAGGAUGAGUCCGAGUUAAAGACACAGGACACAGUGGGCACGCCGGAGGAGCUGUUGAAACACACGACCAACAUCAGUGAGCUCAAGAGGUCGUUCCUGGAGACGGGCGCCGACUCGGCUGGCCUUACCGAAUGGGAGAAGAGGCUGUCAUCGUCCCCCCUGCGCUCGCCGCGCCUUGACGAGGCCCCCAUGAUCGAACCCCUGGAACUCGACGAGGUACCGAGCCAAGAGGAUGAGGGAGAGGAUGAGAGAGAGAGAGCCAUGGCUGCAGGCGGUAGCGUUGAGGAGGACAUCAAGAACAGCCCUGUGGAUACUAAGACUACUGUGGAUUCUGACGGGUGGGUAAUAGUAAGCAAAGUCCCUCCUAAGGUAGCCGAAAAGAGAAACAUUGUCAACUAUAAAGUUAUGGCCGUCGAUAACAUUGUGGCUGAAGGAGCGCUCGGCGACGCCAGUGGUGUCGCUGUCAUCAAGGAGUUUGGCAAACCAUACGAGAGCUUCAGCAGUGAACUAGCGUCCAAGACCGAGGAGAUGGAGGAGAAGACCUACACCCUGGGCAAGUCUUACGACACCAUGUCAGGCAAGAUCAUCACCAUGACGACGCAGGCCAAAGAUGGUGGGGAGGCGGCGGUAGCCGCUCCGGCGGUGUUCGCCAGGGAGCUGAAGAGGGCGGCGGACCAAUCCACCACCACUGUGAAGAUCAUCCCGGUAUCGACUGAGUACGAGAUGCCGGUGUCGGUCCACUUGAGUCUCCCGCCCAUAGAGGGAAUCGGACCCCCAAUGAUCACCAUCCAGGAGGCCAGGACCCCUUCUCCAUCCGAGGGAAUGGGACCCUCCAUGAUCACCAUCCAGGAGGCCAGGACCCCCUCUCCAUCCGAGCCCAGCGACGGUGGCCUGGGCGCCAUGCGGAACGUAGUGUCCAUCCGCUCCAGCCAGAACAUCAGUGAUGCCGCGAGAGCGGACAGCAGGAAGCAGCUACGGGAGACUUUUCUCCUGGGAGACAGGAGCACCACCCCUGUUGCGCCUCACACACCCCUCUCGCCACGGUCCCCAAUGGCCAAGUCCCCAAUGGCCAAGUCCCCCAUGAAGAUGCCCAAGCCUCAAAUGGUCGAUCUGCGUCUGAGCCCCAGCCCUGUGUCCUAUCUAUCCAGAACCCCAUCGCCCUCCAAAGUGCCAAAGCCGACCUUUGAGGAGAUGUCCCCGGAGCUCACCGCUCUCUUACAGUCGGCCAGAGAUCAGACCAGCACGCGGGUCUGGACUGCUUCGCCUGCCUUUAGUCAGACCGUGUUUAAGACAACAGAGAAGGUGGAGCGGAUCGUGCUGCAGACAGAGGUGGUAUCAUCCCAACAAGAAAAAGACCAGGACCAGCCUGAGCUGAAGUCGGCACAGCCAGAACAGCCUGACAACUUGCAGAACCAGGCAGAGCAUCAGACUGAGCAGUUGUCUGUGCUGGAGGCUCCAGAGGUCCUAACCUUCAACAGGGCAGACGUGGUGGAUGUGACCCAUGGGGUCCCUGUAAUACACACGGAAAUGAAAACUGUCACAUACCAGUCACUAGAGGCUGAAGCUGAUCCUGAGGCGGGGGUGUUGAUGAGCGCCCAGACCAUCACCUCAGACACCACCAGCACCACCACAACCACACAUAUCACCAAGACUGUGAAAGGAGGCAUCUCUGAAACCAGGAUCGAGAAGAGAAUCGUAAUCUCGGGUGAUGCAGACAUGGACCAUGACGAGGCCUUGGCUCAGGCCAUAAAGGAGGCCAAAGAGCAGCACCCUGACAUGUCAGUGACCAAAGUAGUGGUCCACAAAGAGACUGAGAUCACGCCCGAGGAGGGCGAAGAGUGACCGCAGGAGUGACGGGUCACCGGGUUCACUAACGUUUCGGGAGCAUUCUGUUAACGUUACUUCACGCUGUUUAGAGUAAGGGACGCAAGCAGGAUAGUGGCGUUGCCGACGGACAGCACCCCACUGUAGCAGACACUAAUACUGCAUCCGACCACUACUGAACUAACCUCAUCCACCUACACUCCCUCACUCACUCACCAUCACUACUGGCAAACACAAACCUCCAAAGCUACCUUCAUAGGAACAUGUAUAUUGCAUGAAAAGGGAACAAUUCUGCAUUUUUGUAAAAGAAAAAAAAAAAAGAUAUAUCAAAAGUUCUACAUGUUUUGCUUGACCUGUAAACUCAGACUCAAAGGUUUAAGAAUGUAUGUGAUGAGAGUUAAGAUAGUAUCGAUCAUUAUGUUGUAUUUAUUAUCAAACUGCUCACUUGGAAACAUGUAUAAUAGUAGGCUAAGAUGGCACAAUAUUUAUCCACGCAAUAGAUGUGGCAUUCAUCUUGUCAUAAGUCCCCUUAUUUAUCCCAAAUGCUGAUUUUAUCCAUUUUUACAUAGAGUAUUCCCUUUAAAAAGACAACAAUAAUAUCUAUGGUACUGGUACGUGCAUUUGCUUAGUAGGUCAUUCAUCCUCAAAGAUGAUUUUGUUGUUUUUACUUUAAUUGUAAAUAUGCUUAUUUGGUUUUCAUUAAUUACAAGGUGAGGAUGAGGAUGAUGAGGCAAAAUUUUGUAUAAGUGUUAGUUAGCAGGAAAAGUUAAACAGACUCCAUUACUGUGACCUCUGAGGUGAUUAAGAAACCCCUUAUAAUACAGUAUGUGUCUUUACACUGUUGAUUGUACUUUCUUGUUGGCUUGUAUCUGAAAUUAUACCCUAUUCCAUAUGGGCUCUGGUCAUAAGUAGUGUACUAUAUAGGGAAUAUGAUGCAAUUUUAGAUACAUAAUUGUUCAAACACAUUCUUAAAGGAAAAUUCCACCCAAAAACAAUAUUUUGGUAUUUGUUUCAUUAGUCCAUUGUUAACACAGUCCCAACAUGUUUUGCUUGUCAACAAUCAAGUUUUCAAGAUAUGUAACUUUGAAAAUACAGAAAUCAUCCCUGUAUGAUACAUUUGCAUCCUAUGAUGCUGCGUUUUGCGUCAUAUGAUGCAUCAUACAGGGAUGAUUUCUGUAUUUUUAAAGUUACAUAUCUUGAAAACUUGAUUGUUGACAAGCAAAACAUGUUGGGACUGUGUCAACAUUUUCCUUUAAGUCCUACCCAGAAUCCUCCUCAUCCCUGUGUGGCACAUCCAAGCCUUAAAACUGUGCAGAAUGGACAGACAACAACCUCAAGUACAAGCCUGCAGUGUGUGUUUGUGUGCUUGGUUUCUCCCACACAGAGGCAUCAUGCCCAUCGAACCUGAGUUGGCACCAUCGGGUGGCACAUGCCCCCCUUAAUAUCAUCCACUGGGAUGAGAAUACAUAAUUAGCAGUGUCUUAUAGAAUGAAUAUUAAGACAUUAUGGAGUCAUCAGUGACCCCUCAGAGAUAUUGGGAUCAUGAUGCCUCUGAUCCCACCCUUUCAAAUCAUCAGCUGUAAAAACCAUCCUUGUUGAAUGUGUUUCCCACAAGAUAAAUAAAUGGAUAAAUACA
Messenger RNA from Salvelinus fontinalis (brook trout), 5610 nucleotides. Its product is annotated as protein 4.1-like. Gene Ontology annotation, cellular component: plasma membrane; cytoskeleton. Gene Ontology annotation, biological process: cortical actin cytoskeleton organization. The transcript has 26 exons. Lineage: Eukaryota; Metazoa; Chordata; Actinopteri; Salmoniformes; Salmonidae. The record is from RefSeq and is a predicted model, not a curated record. The coding region runs from base 234 to 3992 and encodes 1252 amino acids. Gene Ontology annotation, molecular function: actin binding; structural molecule activity.